AUGACGCAGCAGGCGGAUUUGGGCUGCACACACCCAGCCAAACCUCAGCUCACCAAGCCCUGCAAACCCCGGGCUUCUUCCCCAGUUUGGUGCCCAGACUCAGAGGGACAUUUCCAGAGAGGCGCUCCGGGCCGGCGGCGGACCCUCAGCCAGAUCUACCAGUACGUGGCCGAAAACUUCCCUUUUUACAAGAAAAGCAAAGCGGGGUGGCAGAACUCCAUCCGACACAACCUCUCCCUCAACGACUGCUUCAAGAAAGUCCCGAGGGAUGAGGGGGACCCGGGCAAAGGCAAUUACUGGACCCUCGACCCCAACUGCGAGAAAAUGUUCGAUAACGGCAAUUUUAGGAGGAGGAGGAAGAAGAAAAAUGUCCUGUGCCCUUUCAGCCCUUCCCCAAGCCCCCUGACAUCCCAGGUUCCUGCAGCCUUCCCAUCCUGGAGCCAUUCAGUUCCUCUGGGAGGAGAUGAGGAAAGGAAGUUGAGAUUAGUGAGGAUAUUUUGA
This is a messenger RNA of Calypte anna (Anna's hummingbird), 501 nucleotides long. It is a transcript of the gene FOXI2, whose product is annotated as forkhead box I2. Gene Ontology annotation, molecular function: DNA-binding transcription factor activity, RNA polymerase II-specific; RNA polymerase II cis-regulatory region sequence-specific DNA binding. The coding region runs from base 1 to 501 and encodes 166 amino acids. Gene Ontology annotation, biological process: regulation of transcription by RNA polymerase II; anatomical structure morphogenesis; cell differentiation. The transcript is spliced from 6 exons. Lineage: Eukaryota; Metazoa; Chordata; Aves; Apodiformes; Trochilidae. The record is from RefSeq and is a predicted model, not a curated record.